AUGGAGAGAAAAAGUACCGUACACAAUGGAGGGAACCCAGACACGUGUUCUUUGUGUGCAGGAGGGUUCAGCCAGUCAUCUGGCUUGUCAAAACAUAAAUGCAGCCAUACUGGGGAGAAACCGUGGAAAUGCAGUGACUGUGGGAAAGGAUUCAUUUCCCCAUCGAAACUGGAAACUCAUCGGCGCAGACACACCGGCGAGAGGCCAUUCACCUGCUCCAUUUGUGGGAGGGGAUUCACGCAGUCAGCGAACUUACUGACCCACCGGCAAGUUCACACUGGGGAGAGGCCAUUCACUUGUUCCGAGUGUGGGAAGGGAUUCGCUGAUUCAUCCAGCUUCCUGAGGCACCGGCAGGUUCACAGUGGGGAGAGGCCAUUCAACUGUUCUGAGUGUGGCAAGAGAUUCAUUCAGUCAUCCGACCUGCUGAGACACCAGCGAGUUCACACUGGGGAGAGACCUUUCAAAUGCCCAGACUGUGCAAAGUGCUUUAAAAGUUCCAGGGAACUGACAUGUCAUCUACGUGUUCACACUGAGGAGAGACCUUUUAAAUGUCCCGACUGUGAGAAGUGCUUUAAAGGCUCCAGGGAACUGAUGCUCCAUCAACGCAUUCAUACCGAUGAGAGACCAUUCAGGUGCUCUCACUGUGGGACUGGGUUCAAGCGGUCAUCGCACCUCACUGAACAUCAGCGAGUUCAUACUGGAGAGAGGCCAUUCACCUGCCUUGCAUGUGGGAAGGGAUUCACUCAGUCAUCCAACCUGCUGACACACCAGUGA
Molecule: messenger RNA, 774 nt
Organism: Chiloscyllium plagiosum (whitespotted bambooshark)
Lineage: Eukaryota; Metazoa; Chordata; Chondrichthyes; Orectolobiformes; Hemiscylliidae
Source: RefSeq, a predicted model, not a curated record